Molecule: messenger RNA, 1677 nt
Organism: Pistacia vera
Lineage: Eukaryota; Viridiplantae; Streptophyta; Magnoliopsida; Sapindales; Anacardiaceae
Product: receptor-like protein 33
Exons: 3
Coding region: 1-1677 (558 amino acids)
Molecular function (GO): protein binding
Source: RefSeq, a predicted model, not a curated record
AUGAGUAUUGUUGCUGCUCUUACAACCAGUCUUUUUAUUGUGUUACUUGCCCUUUUAACCAUUAACAGUAGCUUCUCCAGUGGAAGAUCUGACUUGGGAUUCUUCAAGAGUGAGAAACAAGAUCUUUUAAGGUUUAAUCAAUAUCCUUCCAAUCGCCUUGACUCUUCCGACUCCGACCUCCCUCGUAGAACUCUUAAAGCAGCUUAUGAGCAGCCAAAAACGAAUUCCAGAAAACAGAGGUUGAGACAAAAGGAAGUUCCUGGGUUCUACUACCUCCAGGACGGUGUGGCUGAGUUGAUGCCAUUACCAUUGGACAACUUAACUGAUUUAAUAACUACCAUGUUUAAAUCUAAUUUUGAAAACUGCAUCAAACAACUUCCAUGGAAGAAUCUUCAAUAUCUUGACCUUCGUCCCAACUUGUUCGAAGCACCAAUUCCAGUUCCGCCACCUGACAUGAAAGUCUUUUUAGUAUCAAACAAUAAAUUGACAGGAGAAAUACCUCAUUUAAUCUGCAAUAUGAGUACCCUUCAAGUUCUUGAUCUUUCGGACAAUAGCUUGACGGGUACCAUUCCAGAAUGCAUGGGACACUUCAGCAACAGUUUGCGCGUGUUGGAUCUGCAGGAGAAUAAGUUCCAUGGCAACAUUCCUGGAUUAUUUGCAAAGGACAAUGACUUGAGGACCCUCAACUUAAAUGGCAAUGAAUUGAAAGGGCCAAUCCAAAACUCUUUGCUUAAUUGUACAAAGUUGGAAGUCCUAGAUCUGGGAAAUAACAACAUAAACGAGUCCUUCCCAAAAUGGUUGGGAAGCCUUCCGGCAUUACAGGUUCUUGUUCUUCGUUCUAAUAAAUUUUCUGGUCUCGUAACGGAUCCUGAAGCCAGUAGUACUUCUUUCUCUAAGUUGAGAAUUUUUUAUAUCUCGAACAACAAUUUUAAUGGUUUAUUACCUGUGAGUUAUUUUGAGAAUAUGAAAUCCAUGAUGAGUGUUAGUGGUGAAGUUAAAAAGAAGCCUCAGUAUAUGGGAGACAGGUAUUAUGAAGAUUCAGCGACGCUUGUAGUUAAAAAGCUUGAGGUUAAACUAGUGAAAAUUCUUACUGUUUUUUGUACCAUUGAUUUCUCGAAUAAUAGCUUUAAUGGUCCGAUUCCAGAAGUAAUUGGAAAGCUUCUUGCACUUAAUCACCUCAACCUUUCUCAAAACAGUCUUACAGGUCAGAUUCCUCCAUCGUUGGGCAAUUUGGAAGGAGUCGAAGUCUUAGACCUUUCUUCAAACAAACUUGGCGGGAGAAUUCCAUGGCAGUUAACUAAUUUGACAUUUCUCUCUUUACUGAACCUGUCACAAAACCAACUUGUGGGACGUAUUCCUGAAGUGAACCAAUUCGGUACAUUCUCAAGUGAUUCGUACGAAGGAAACUUGGGAUUUUGUGGACUUCCAUUAAAGAAGAAUUGCAGCAGCGGUGAGCCUUCCCAGCCAUCCCCGAGAUCAGGUGAUACAGACUCUGAAGAAGAUUUUGGUUGGAAAGUUGUGUUGGCGGGUUAUGGAUGUGGGACGGCGUUUGGAUUGAUUAUUGGAUGUCUUGUGUUCACAGCAGGAAAGCCUCAAUGGCUUGUAAACGCAGUUGAAGGGAAUUCCCACAAAACGGUGAGAAGGAUUAAAACCAAACAGAAAAGAAGAAGAAAUUAG